Spodoptera frugiperda (fall armyworm) is the source of this 2251-nucleotide messenger RNA. RefSeq names its product putative nuclease HARBI1. The transcript has a single exon. Bases 1155 to 2225 code for a protein of 356 amino acids. NCBI's taxonomy places the organism in Eukaryota, Metazoa, Arthropoda, Insecta, Lepidoptera, Noctuidae. The record is from RefSeq and is a predicted model, not a curated record.
UAUUUAAUAAGUAUUUAAUAAAUACUAGCGGACCCGACAGACGUUGUCCUGUCUACACGUUAAUUUGAAAAUUUUAUUCUUUUUUUAAUAAGCUAAAACAUUCUGGACCUUUUUGAUGAAAAUUAUUAUUCAAAUGUUAUGACAAUAUCUAACGUCAUUAAUAUUUGACACUGCGAUGGUAGCGCCGUCCGUCGGAUCCGAUGUAAAACAUUCCAAAAUCAACAACUACUAAUAAAUUAAAAAUUAAUUAAAAAAACAUUGUCCAGCGGACAAAAUUGUGAAUCUAAACCAUUCUCAGAUCCUCUUGAACACACACAAAAAAUUUCAUCAAAAUCCGUCUAGUUGUUUAAGAGGAGUUCAGUGACAUACACACGUACAGAAGAAUUAUAUAUAUAAAGAUUAUAUUUAUAGUAUAUCGAAUUUAGUAAAUAAAAUAACAAUAAAGAGCUUACGUUUUAUUUAUAAAAUUAAGCAUAAAUGCACAUACAUGUUACACACCAAAAUAAUCAAAAAAUAUUAAUCAAAAUCAUGUAAUGACUUUAUCAAAUUAUGAAGCUUGGAAAUAUUCAUCAAUAUUUUUUUGUUUAAGAUUUUCAAAUACUUAUCAAAGUCAUGUCGGAUUACAAGGGGCGCCGGAUUAGACAGGGGCCGGAUUAUCGGGGGUCCACUGUAUUUGUUACUGAUAUUACCGAUAUUAAUAAAUAAAAAAGUAGUAAGGUUGACUAGUAACGAGUUCCAUAAAUACACCUUACAAAAAAACUGGAUUCAAUACAGAAACGAUAGCCAUUGCUUGGCUACUAUGCCAACUAAAUGAUUUCAUAAGAUUUGGUAUCAUUAAACAUAUACGGCCUUACUUAUAAACGAUCACUAAAGUUAAGACACAGUUAAACUACGUAUUAAAAAAUAUUUUAACUCAUAAACGAUGAUUAACGCUAAUUAAUGUCUUAGCGACUGCUUAAAUAGCUGUCAACUUAAUCAGUGACGAACCCUUGUUUAAAGACCUUAAUUACCAAAAUGGCGUCCGAAAUUCGUAAAAGUCACAGCUGUGGUAUAUGUCAACAAUAACACUACAUGCAAACUUCGCAUUGAAUUGUGUUCUGUUUGCUGGGCUUUGUUCCGCUACUUAGGAAAGUGAAGUGGAUAAAUAUUAAAAAAUGGAUAUAUUUGACGACGAUAAUGAAUUACGCACAUACCGUGACGAGAUAGAAGAAAUAAGAAAUUUCAGGAAUAUUGGUUCAAGAAGGAGAGUAAAAAUAUAUAAUUCAAGAUCGAACCCAAUGGAGGAAUUGAGUGAAAGCGACUUCAAGCAUCGCUACAGAUUCAGUAAAGAAAAUAUGGUAAAAAUUAUAAAUAUCUUAAGAAACGACUUGUCCAUGGAUAGCCGGGGCGGCAGUAUACCUGUGGAGUUGCAAGUAAUGGCAGCUAUAAGAUACUGGGGCCGCCAUGAGAUUCAAGAAGACUGUGCGGAAAUUCAUGGCAUGAGCCAACAGACUUUAUCAAGAACUGCUAAAAGAGUUGCUAUUGCAUUGGCUUCGAAAAGUUCCAUUUAUAUUAAAAUGCCUUCAAAUUUAAGAGAAGAGACUGAAACUAUUCGGAAAUUUGAAGCAAUUUGUGGGUUUCCCCAUAUUACCGGUGCAAUAGAUUGCACCCAUAUUAAAAUAAGAAAAGUUGGAGGAGAUGUUGGUCAGUACUAUAUAAACCGUAAAGGACACUAUUCUAUAAAUACUCAAAUGGUGUGUAAUGCAGAUUUGAAGAUCUGUGAUAUAGUUUGCCACUGGAGGGGUAGUACUCAUGAUGCAAGAAUAUGGCGUGAGAGUUCCAUUAAAAGGAGAUUUGAAGAACGAGAAUUUAAAGGAAAACUUAUAGGCGAUGGUGGAUACCCUUGUACCCCAUAUUUACUGACUCCAGUACUGAGACCCCGCAACGAAGCAGAACGGCGGUACAACUAUAGCCACAUUCGCACCAGGAACGUAAUUGAGAGAUGUUUUGGUGUACUUAAGGCAAGGUUUCGGAUACUUUUGGAAAUAAUGAGAGGGUCUUUCAAUACGAUUAAAACGACAAUUGUUGCAUGUGCAGUAUUGCACAAUUUAGCAAUUGAAUUUGAUGACACUUUAAGUUAUGAAACCCCUUACACAGACAGUGAUGAAGACACUGAGGCCAUUGAACAGGAUUCUAAUAAUUUGACACACAUAACCAGAAACAUUUUUAUUGAGAAUUUCUUUUAAAAUACAAAUACAUAGGUUUAUUUAAA